GUUAAACUGAUCUUGUUAAACUGAUGAUAUAACCUAUUUUAAAAAGUUUUACUUUUCAAGCAUUUAUACACCUCUAAAUCUGUUUUUAAGAACUUAGAACUCAAAAGUGACUUGCAGAUUGAUUGAAAAUGUCUAACAGAACAGCUUUAACUUUCGUCACUGGCAAUAUCAAGAAAUUGGAAGAAGUUAGAGCUAUUUUGGGAACCACCUUUCCCUUUGAAGUGAUAAGUCACAAAUUAGAUUUACCGGAGCUUCAAGGCGAAAUAGACGAAGUUUCCAUUAAAAAAUGUCAAGAAGCCAGCUUGAGACUUAAAAAGCCGGUCUUCAUUGAAGACACCUGCUUGUGUUUUAAUGCCUUAGGUGGUUUACCGGGACCUUAUAUUAAAUGGUUUCUAGAAAAAUUAAAGCCCGAAGGGCUUAACAAGCUUCUAACAGGCUGGGAAGAUAAAUCGGCUGAAGCAGUGUGUACUUUUGCAUACAGUUCUGGUGAACCUAACUCUGAAGUCUUAUUAUUUAAAGGUAUAACCAAAGGAACUAUUGUGCCUCCUCGAGGUUCCAGAGAUUUUGGAUGGGAUUGUGUGUUCCAACCUGAGGGCUACAAUAAGACAUACGGUGAACUAUCAAAGGAAGAGAAGAACAAAAUAUCACAUAGAUAUAGGGCAUUGGAUAAAUUAAGACAACAUUUCUUAAAUCCAGAUGCACUGCCUUGAGUGUAAAAAGUUCCCUGUUUACGACUGGAGAGUAAUUAUUAUUUCUUAAGUCAUAAUGUUCAGCAUGUGGCAUGUUCACCUUUGUUAUUGUGGCCGUUCUGCUCAUAUUCUUACUGACUAUAUCACCGUCUGCUACAAACACUGAAGAUAC
Aricia agestis (brown argus) is the source of this 861-nucleotide messenger RNA. RefSeq names its product inosine triphosphate pyrophosphatase. Gene Ontology annotation, biological process: nucleoside triphosphate catabolic process. The record is from RefSeq and is a predicted model, not a curated record. The transcript is spliced from 2 exons. Gene Ontology annotation, molecular function: nucleoside triphosphate diphosphatase activity. Gene Ontology annotation, cellular component: cytoplasm. NCBI's taxonomy places the organism in Eukaryota, Metazoa, Arthropoda, Insecta, Lepidoptera, Lycaenidae. Bases 129 to 710 code for a protein of 193 amino acids.